Molecule: messenger RNA, 1391 nt
Organism: Wasmannia auropunctata (little fire ant)
Lineage: Eukaryota; Metazoa; Arthropoda; Insecta; Hymenoptera; Formicidae
Product: apolipoprotein D-like
Exons: 5
Coding region: 284-1102 (272 amino acids)
Molecular function (GO): pigment binding
Source: RefSeq, a predicted model, not a curated record
UUCCACGGAAUAAAUUCAGAUUUUGCGUCUGUAAAAAAAAAGAGUCCGCAAGCAGAAAGACAUUAAUUGAUUUACGUUAGUGCGCACACGGAAUGAAAAUUUUCACAAUCAUAAAGUGAUGCGGAGUGAAAGGUCGCAACGGGUCGAUCCUAAUCGUGUAUUCAUCACUCAUAGCGCGUUUGUUAUCGUGUGAAAUAGGAGAGAGAGAUGAGAUAAAGACAUGUACAUCCGUUAGUUGUAACAUAAAUCAGAGGUCCUUGCUCCGUGAUGCGUGUCCAAGAAGAUGCAGUCCUUGACCUGGUGUCUGGUAUUGGCGGGAUGCCUCGCCUUUGCCCAUGCUCAUACGUAUCACAUGGGUGCUUGCCCGAUUGUGGAGCCUAUGCAGGGUUUCCAGAUGAGUAGAUUCCUAGGCCUGUGGUACGUUAUCCAGAAAACGUCGACGGGUAGCAAGUGUAUCACUUACAAUUACACACGAGGAGAGGAGCCGGGCGAGUACGUGAUAACGCAGGACUCGGAUCAUCUGAUUCUGGGUCUUACGCCAUUGAAGCACGAGUAUCAUUAUACUGGCCAACUGACUGUACCCGAACCAAGUACCCCGGGACGUAUGGAAGUCCGUUUCCCUCUUAAUGUGGCCGGAAGCGCGUCCCACGUGAUAUUCUUGACAGAUUACGAUACUUACGCCGGCAUAUUCACGUGCCAGAAGCUGGGUUUCGCUCAUCGUCAGAGCGCGACGAUUCUCUCGAGGACCAGGACGCUGGAUCAGUUUGAGGUGGACAAGAUACGUCAACGGUUGAGCCUGUCCGGCGUCGAUCCGUACGAUUUGAGCAUUAUUUCACAGUCCGGCUGCCCGCAAGGCAACAAUACUCUAGAUAUCAACAUCGAUCCCAACACCUUCACUUCUGAGAAUUUCGGCAAUGUGGUGCGCAAAGCGGGCGAGAAGAUCGGCGACGGUGUCCAGUGGAUCGCUCAGACCGGAAGCCAGGUCUAUCACAAGAUAGCCGGAACGGAAGAGACUAAGACGGAAUCGACGGCGGCACCGAACGGCCGCGUCUUAAAUAACGGCGAAAGAAUGGAGACUAAUGAGGUGGAGUGGAUUCCUUAAAAAGCGAACUCGUCAUCGCGCUUUUCGUUUGGCGAUCUCAAUGCGAUCUGAUGUCCGUCUUAUUCGAUUGAUAGAUCUGUUAAAAUUACAUUCUUCUAGAUGCAUGUUUGACUUUCUGCUAUUUUAUUUGGCGACGUAUAACGAAUUUGAAUAAAAAUAAAAUUGAUGACAAAGAAAGGAAUUAGAAUUGAUUGACCGAUUAAUGUACAUCAUGGACGAUUAGAGAUAAUGUUACGAGUAUGCGUCUUUAAUGUACGUUAAAUAUUCAAUAAAAUUUUAAAACAAAAAA